Messenger RNA from Branchiostoma floridae (Florida lancelet), 2969 nucleotides. Its product is annotated as fibroblast growth factor 3-like. The record is from RefSeq and is a predicted model, not a curated record. Gene Ontology annotation, biological process: regulation of cell migration; cell differentiation; positive regulation of gene expression. NCBI's taxonomy places the organism in Eukaryota, Metazoa, Chordata, Leptocardii, Amphioxiformes, Branchiostomatidae. Gene Ontology annotation, molecular function: growth factor activity; fibroblast growth factor receptor binding. The coding region runs from base 1509 to 2069 and encodes 186 amino acids. The transcript has 4 exons. Gene Ontology annotation, cellular component: cytoplasm.
UAAACGCCACACUUACAUGUGGUUUUUAAUCAUAUAUAAACGGGUGCAAUCUGACUCAAAAACCGUCCAGACGAUUUGUUAUGAAUCAUUACGUGUAUGUGUCAGAGUGACUGGGAGGGAACACUAAUCCACCGCCAGAAAGGUUAAUACGACAGCCAAUUCAGUGAUCCGUAGCCGCUCCCACACAUGUUGUACAACGUACUUAAGAAAAUCCAGCGGAUAGGCUUCGAUCAAGUGGAAGUCCACAUCCCAGACUUUCUUUGUAAUGUACAUACAGAUGUAUCUAUCUUUGGGGAUCACGGGAACCACAAGUAUGUCUGGCACCUGCUUGCAACCGCUUGCAUAUGUGGAACGUCUGUUGGAAUACUAUGGUCUUCGUUGUGAUGCACAUAAAAACCCAUGGCAAAUGGCACGGAGGAUAUUGAUAUUUCAGUUUACCAUGCGCUGCUAUCCGGCUGCUGUUUGGCUUCUUAGUAUUUCCAGAAUAAGUUAUUCAAACUUUUUUUACAUCAGAUAAUCUCAAAAUCCCCACCUUCCUCCUUCUCUGUAUUUACGAGCUGUCUUGUCCCUCUAAUGAAGACCAGUUAACCGGCAUGAAAAGCCCUCCAGAAAGUUGCCUUAACUCUCACAUGUGUUCAGACACCCUUCAAAGCAAGUCCCUAAAAUAGCGCCCCAGAUUGACAACAGAUAAGACAGGUGAUGUUCGAGUUAAGCAUUAACAUUUACUUUGUACCCUGCCGUACAAUUAUACUACCGCGCAUCCAGGUGACGGUGGGCACAGUCUUUCAUUUGUGCCCUCUCCCACCCCGCCUGGACGAAACCACAAGUGGUACCCCCCAGUUCCACGGACAUCUACUCGGCAAUUUGUUACGCGAAAAGGAGGUAAUUGCAAGAACAACCUCUGCCCGGUAUCAUUUCAUUCUCACACACAAUUGACAAAAGGCGCGCACUUAGUAAUAAGGUGGUGCCGUCAUCGCCCCACGGUUCAUUUCAGCGGCUAGGACUUCGCGUGUGUAAUUGGUCUUAAUUACAGCAUGUCCUCUGCGCCAGCUCGGCCUGGGUAGCAAGACGCUCUUUUCACAGGCAUGUUUUUGCCCUGGGAGGGUGACAACCGCUUCAAGAUAAAGCGAUAAAAGAUGGUGAGAGAACUUGACGAUAUUUGUUGCGGUCCGGGGUUGGAGAGUGUAUCGUUUCUGGGGUGAGGUUUGCAGAGGAGGGAUCUGUCGUGGCCUGCCAUUUAUGGCAUUUCUCAAUUGUCGUAAUCAUCUGUCUCAUUUAUUUCAAUCAAAUUAAGAUCGCCCUGGGCUGAUUUUUUUGUGUGUGCCAUCCCUUUAUCCAGCCAGAGUCUACAUUGUAGCGGGUGGGGUAACGUACUUAUAAAGAAUGCGGCGCCCCAAUUGCCGACAGUGUCGGUUGCAUGUUGCACGCCUCACCGCGGUUGGCCCCGGGUCUCAUCGGCGGGAGGCGGUCAAGUGGGUCGUCUGACAGAGACCUACUCACGCGAAGGGAUGGAAAUCACCACUUCAGUCUUUCUGCUGUGCACCCUCGUCGUCCACUUUCUGACGGAGUUUUGUAGCGGCUUCCCCGCGCAGCCUGCAGAGCCCAUGCCCAGGUCACGCACGCCACGCCAGGUAGACUUUACAAGUACCUACACGCACCUGGGCUCCAAUAACAGGACCAAGCAGCUGUACUGUCGGACAGGCUACCACUUACAACUUUUUAGCAACGGCGCCAUCGGGGGCACCUCGGAGGAUGGCAACGCCUACGCUGUUGUCCACAUUCUCACGGUGGAGGUGGGCGUGGCCGGGAUAUGGGGCGUGGAGGCCUCCAGAUAUCUGUGUAUGGACAACAGAGGGAACUUAUACGGAUCGCCAAACUUCACAACAGACUGCGAGUUCCUAGAGAGAAUAGAAGACAACGGGUACAACACAUACGCAGCAAGGAAUCGCCGAGGCAGGAAUAACCGACGCUGGUACGUUGGGUUGGACAGACAAGGACAGCCCCGGAGGGGCAGCAGGGUCAGGAGGACUCACAUAUCAGGCCAAUUUUUACCAAGACAAAUCGAGUAAUAUUCCAUGUGUGAGCUGAGUUACAGCUUGACUUCUGGGCUAAGCUUUAUUGCAGAGUAAAGCACGCGAGGCUUUUCUUGCCUUGCCUCCGAUUCUGGCUACAUACAAGCUUGAUGCCUGUUCCCAAGGAGCUGCAAACGGGAGAGUCAUUAACAGAUCCCGGGAAAGGCAGCUUCAAGGUCAAGAUGGACGACUGGUGCGGAAACAGAUGUGACGCACUUCCGGUUCGACGAGAUGGGAUCUGCUGGUCAGAAAGACGUCGAGAGACGUAACUCGAUAUGGACUUGUACGUCUCCAAAGUGCGUCAAUGGAAGAUCUAACUAAUGACAAGAACAAUGUGACUUUGGUGUAAUCAGAAAAUCGGCAGCGAUGGAGAUGAGACUAUACUUCUUCUCGUGACGAAACUGUGACAUCCAAAGACGUCCUUUAAUACAGUCAGGGGCCUACUGUAACAACCCCAAACUCCUGCACAAUCUCACGAAACUGUGCCUUAAUUAUCACUUUCUUAAGCCUUGUCCAUUUUUGUCUGAAGAUCUCUAAUCGAUAUCUGCUUUCACGACGAUCAAACGACCAACAGUUAAAAUUGUUUUGAGAUAUUUCACCAGAUGUAAUGUAAGCGAAUAAGACUAAGAAAGUAAAUCAACGUUCUUGACUAAGGAACAUUCUUCUCCAGCAGUCAUGAGAACAAGAACUUCUAUAUAUAUAUGAAAUUCUUGCUGGUACUUGAUGAUGGAUUAUUUAUUUAUUGACACUUUCAGUUUUAAACUUCCUAAUAUGCUAUUUAUCUCAAUGACGAUGUGUACAUGUGAUUCGGGUGAUAUUGGCACCAUGACGAUCUGGAUAAACCAUUGAAGGGUAUACUGACUGACAAUGUGAUUAAAUCACUAUUGUUUCCAUCGA